Molecule: messenger RNA, 438 nt
Organism: Strongylus vulgaris
Lineage: Eukaryota; Metazoa; Nematoda; Chromadorea; Rhabditida; Strongylidae
Source: the annotation of a GenBank genome assembly
AUGCAGAGAAUCAUCAUAGCAAGCCUUCUGUUAGCAACACACUGCCAUUACGUCACAGCUGGCGGUGGCGGUGGCGGUGGCGGCGGCGGCGGUGGUUAUGGUGGCGGAAUGGGAGGAGGAAGCUAUGGCGGCAUGGGUGGCGGCGGAGGCGGUGGAAGUUAUGGAGGGGGCGGCGGAAGCUACAGUGGCGGCGGUGGUGGUGGUGGUGGAUAUGCCACUGCACCUAUGCCCAUGCCACCGAUGCCACCAUCAGGUGGAUAUGCUAGCAGCGGAGGCGGCAGCAGCUAUGGUGGAAGCGGCGGAAGUAUGGGAGGCGGCAGCUACGGAGGAGGUGGUACCGGCGGCGGCAGCUAUGGAGGAAGCACCGGUGGCGGCAGCUAUGGAGGUAGCACUGGUGGAGGAUACGCUCAACCACCGCCUCCCCCACCUCCACCACCU